Messenger RNA from Ostrea edulis (European flat oyster), 2899 nucleotides. Its product is annotated as RNA polymerase II subunit A C-terminal domain phosphatase-like. Gene Ontology annotation, cellular component: nucleus. Lineage: Eukaryota; Metazoa; Mollusca; Bivalvia; Ostreida; Ostreidae. The record is from RefSeq and is a predicted model, not a curated record. Bases 37 to 2667 code for a protein of 876 amino acids. Gene Ontology annotation, molecular function: RNA polymerase II CTD heptapeptide repeat phosphatase activity. The transcript has 6 exons.
AAUAUUCAAUAAAGACGGUUCCCCGCGGAUUUCAAGAUGGAGUCUAGAGACAGUGGAACUGUCUCAUGGAUUACACCCACAGAUGAUAAACCCAUUACAGUAACAAAAUGGAAAGUGAAACAGGGUUCAAGGGUUGGAAAGGGAACACUUCUUUGUUUGUAUGAGACAGGGGAUAAAAAAAACUUGAAGUUGAAGUCAAACAUGGUUGGUACCGUCUUGGAAACGAAAGAGGAUUUUAUCCCGGGAAGUGAAGGCCUGGUGAAGAUGGAGUCUUGUACACAUCCCACUGUGAUGAAGGACAUGUGUGCAGAUUGUGGAGCUGACUUACGACAGGAAGCUGGGAUUGCAGGUAGCAGAAAAGAACCAGUUAGCGCUUCAGUUGCUAUGGUACACAACAUUCCAGAGCUCAUUGUCAGUGAAAAGCAAGCCAUGGAGCUGGGGAAGAUGGAUGAAGAGAGACUACUAAAGACAAGGAAGCUUGUGUUACUGGUAGAUCUGGACCAAACCCUGAUUCACACCACCAACGACAACAUUCCUCCCAAUCUCAAGGAUGUGUACCACUUCCAACUUAGCCAUGGGAACAUGAUGCCAUGGUAUCAUACCCGGAUUCGUCCAACAACAGACAAGUUUUUGAAGAGUGUAUCCCAACUGUAUGAGCUACACAUCUGUACAUUUGGAUCUCGCAUGUAUGCUCACAUCAUUGCCAAGUUCUUAGAUCCAGAGGGCAAAUACUUUUCUCACAGAAUUCUCUCCCGGGAUGAGUGCUUCAAUCAGAAUUCCAAAAUGGCAAAUUUAAAAGCUCUCUUUCCUUGUGGAGACUCCAUGGUCUGUAUUAUUGAUGAUAGAGAAGAUGUCUGGAAUUUUUCCCCAAACUUAAUCCAUGUAAAACCGUACCGAUUCUUCCAAGGCACCGCUGAUAUUAACGCCCCACCAGGACUGGAUAAAACAGAGCAUGACAAGGAACCACUCACUCAUAAAGUACACGUUGUCUCAAGGUCUAAUAGUAAAGAGGACAGCAGCGAAAAGACAGAAGAUCAGGGUUCUAAAACAGCUGAAAAUGAAAGCAAAUGUGGAGAGAACACAGAGGAGAUACAAGGAAGCAAAACUGGUGAGACGGGAGAACCGAGUCCUGAGGCAGCUGAUAGUGAAAGUAAAAGUAGAGAGAACGCUGGGGAGAAAUCAGAUAAAGAAAACAAAGAAAGGGAAACUGAUGUAACGGUAGAUUCACAGUCGAUUAAAGCCAAGGAGGAGGAACCUGAUGUACCGGUAGAGAGUGGGAGUAGUACAGAGGGAAAUAAAACCAAGGAGGAGGACAGUGAAAAAGAGAUUAAAUCAGAGGAAAUCAAAGAUAAUGAGGAAAGUGAACAGACAGAAAAAUCAGAUUUAGAAAAAAAAGAGGAAAUUAAGACAGAAGCUAAGUGUGAAAAAGUGGAUGCAGGCAAGAAUAGCAAAGAUGAGAAAAAUGAAUGUGAGGGAACCAAGGAUGAAGAAAUGGGGAAAGAAGAAGACGCUAAGGGAGAAGGUGUGGAGAUUGAAUGGGAUGAUGAUGAUGACUAUUUAAUGUACUUACAGGAUAUCUUGGUCACUGUCCAUAAAGCUUUUUAUGAUAUGUAUGACCAGCUAAAUUCAAAGGGAGAGAAUGCAGAAAAACCCGACAUGAAAAAUAUUUUACCAUAUGUUAAAAGAAAAGUGCUUAAGGGAAAGAAUCUAUUAUUUAGUGGUGUUUUCCCUAUGAAUGUCCAGUUAGAAAAGAGCAGGGCGUUCCAUGUGGCUAAAAUGCUUGGAGCAAAUAUUCAUACUGAUUUUAUUCUUCGUGCAAAAGAUGGGUCAAAUAAAUCCGAUUGCACGACUCAUGUAGUGGCAGCUAGACUAGGAACAGUGAAGGUCAGAAUGGCCCAAAAACAUAAACAUGUGAAAUUGGUGAAUCCGCAGUGGUUAUGGACAUGUGCAGAGAGGAUGCAGCUUGUAGAUGAGAGGCUCUAUCCACUGAAUGAUUCCACAUCUGGUAAUGCCUAUUGUGAAAGUCCUGAUGCAGCACACCUUAAUAGAAAACGCAAAAAUGAAGAAAAACCCGAGUCAGCAAAAAGACCCAGGAAAGACAAGGAUGGUGACAUGGACUCUGCUCAAGAAAAAAUGGAUGUAGUGGUUGAAAAAGAGAAAAAUGAAAGUGAGGGAGACUCGUCUAAUGUGCCAUCAGCAGCCAAAAUCACCACUGCUCGCUUCUCGACCAGUUAUAACCCAAUGUUAGCUUUCUCAGAUGAAGAUUUGGAAUGCAUGGACAAGGAGGUGGAAGAUUUAAUGGAUGAAGAAGGUGAUGAAUCGGAGGAAGAUGACAUUGACAGGAAUGAGAGAAUCCGACAGUCUGUACUAAGUAGUGGAGAUGAUAACUCCAGUAGUGGAGACAGCAUGACUGGGGAUUUCCCUAGAGGAUGGAACUUCAAAAAGAGGAACACAUCCACCAAAUCAGUGGACAGUAGCUCUGAUAAGGAAGAAAAGAAAGAUCAACGGGAUGAAGAGAGUGAAAAUGAACUAGAAAAAUAUGAAAAAACGGUGGCAGCGUUUGCACCUGACUCAGAGUCUGAAACACAGGAUUCAUUUGCAGAAUCCAUUGGCUCUGUUGAUGAUGAAAUGGCAGAAGCUGUGGAAAGAGAAUUCCUCGCCAAUUAACAGUGGAAUACAUUUUCAUAUUUAAACGUACUUAACAAAUUGAACUCAUCUUUUUUCACUUUGGGCAUAGAGUUGAUGUGAAACAAUUAUUGUGCAUUACAAUGUUUUGUGUUUGAAACACAGAAUAAUUGAUACACAGUAAAAAGUCCAUCUUCCAGGCAAUAUAAAUAUAUAUGUGAAAAAGGUUUUUAUCAUAAGUCAAGUGCUGUAUAACAUUAAAGUUUUAAAUUUU